CUGUGACGUGUACACACCAACUAAAAUUACGCCAUUACUUCUCCCUGUUUGUAAACAUUGGCGACUUUCAGCUCAGUUUUCCUUGCUUCUUGUUAAUUUUGAACUUACAAAUUCAAUGGAGGAACAAGAAAUUUUGACUACAUUGAAGAUACUGAUCAUUGGAGAAAGUGGAGUUGGAAAAUCGAGUUUACUACUCAGGUUUACCGAUGACACUUUUGAUCCAGAACAAGCAGCAACCAUUGGAGUUGAUUUCAAAGUGAAGACUUUGACUGUUGAUGGUAACAAGACAAAAUUGGCCAUUUGGGACACAGCUGGGCAGGAAAGAUUCCGGACUUUAACACCAAGUUAUUACAGAGGUGCACAAGGUGUAAUCUUAGUGUAUGAUGUCAGCAGCAAACAAUCCUUCAGCAAACUUGAUGCAUGGUUGAAUGAACUGGAAACAUUCUCUACAAAACAUGACAUGAUCAAGAUGCUUGUCGGCAACAAGAUUGACAGAGAUUCACAUGAAGUCACUAAGGAAGAAGGUCUGAAGUUUGCCCGCAAACACCACAUGCUCUUCAUUGAGGCCAGUGCGAAAACAAAUGAUGGUGUCCAGUGUGCUUUUGAGGAACUGGUGGAAAAGGUCAUCCAAACCCCAGGACUGUGGGAAACCAGUGGCAAGAACCUCAGACUAGGACAAAAUGGCAAUGAUGGCAACGCGGCACAGAGCUGCUACUGUGUCAUAUGAUCAGGUGAUGAUGAUGUCCUGACUUCCCUGGCAAUGUCUUGCUGCUUGAAAGUAUCGUAUACGAGUCUUUCACUUGUAAGGUGGAUUUUAUGGAAUGACAACUGAUGAUGCAUGUGUGAGAGAGAACUAUGGAAAAGUUCAAAACCAGUGAUUUCUGUGACCUGGGCCAAUGAUUUAAACUUUGGCCCCUCCCUUUCUUUUUCUUUAAGGAGAGUGUUAUUGUCUGCUGUGUGUAUUCUUUGUACUCAGAUCGAUGAAAAUUUUUAAAUAGGUCUAUUUCAUGUCCAUUAAGGGAAUUGAUAGAUACAAGUUCAGCUCUGUAAAAAUGUGGUAUGAGUUCUUUCAGUGUAUGAUCACUUUGUAUUGAUACAAAUUUUAUGUGUUUGUAUUUGGUAAUUGCCAGAAGUUAAACAUUUCUUUGACUUACAUGUAAAGUAUAUAUUUUAGUUUCUAUGUGAAAAAGUCUCUUUUGUUGCCUUUACCACAUCUACAUACAUACACUUGUAGCCAAAUGUUACAGACUAUUCACUCUUUUUGGCUUUUAAAAAUCAUAUCAGAUAAAGGGAUCAUAUGUAACAAUAUAUUGAUAGUACAGGACCCCUGUUGGAGUUUGUUUUAUAGCUUUUAGCUAGCUGAUUACUUUGUGCCCUGCAUUGUGUACAUUUUGUCAUCUAGAUGAUCUAUAUGUAAUGUACUCUGAUUUAUGCAUGAGUUAGUAGUAGUCUGCAUCCUAGUUUUGCUCAUUGUGAUUAUAAAAGAAGUGUGAACAAGUUUUUCUUUCAUUUCAUAUUUCAAUUAUUUUGCAUCCUUUAACUAAAGCUUUUCAUGUAGUUGCUCUGUGGCUCUGUGGCGCAGCCAUCCGUUAUGCAAUGUUGACUCAGGGCUGAUGAGGUGAGGGUUGGUAUGGUGUGGAAUUAGGUGUGCAAUAUUUCUGUGAUCCUUGGUUUACCGAGAAACUCAAGGUAACUUGCAGUACAGGCAAGGAUACAUCACUUGAAGAACUGGAAUUUGGCACCUGCAGAUCUGGAUUUUAUUUUCUUUCUUUCAACAGUUCAUUUUUCUUUAUAAUGUACUAACAGUUUUAAUUUUGUGCAGGUAUUUUGUAUGUGUAUUUGACAUUCUUUUUUUGUUUUGCAUUAAAGUGUGCGCUUAUGCAUCAGCUUAUGUCAUUCUGUUAAUGCAUGUUUUUUCCUUGUUGGUCUCCUGAAUAAUAUUCAGGAUGUAUUACAGAAAUUUAUGUAGUUUGAUAAACUCUUUCCCAUAGGUUUCCAGCAGUUAGGGGGACAAUUAUAUUAUACUUCUUUGUCUUUGUCGCGUUUGAAAGUUCUCCACAUCCAAGUUUAGGCUAAGAGUUAUUGUAGUGAUGAUGGAACAGUGUCUGGUGUUUCAAGCUGUCUCGCCUUUUUUUUGUGUGUGUUCUAUUUUAUCUUCCAAAUCGAUUCUUGUUCUCAUGAGAAAAUGAUACGUUCAAUAAUAAUAGUGCUUUUUGCUUUUUCUGUACCGGAAACCUCUAUGGCACGACUGAAAUUAUACUUCAGAGUAGACCUUUGUGUAUGAACAAGGUGUUCCAAUGUCCAAAAUCACAGUUUUGAAAUCUGUACCUGCUUCAGAAACAUUUUCGUCUGUUAGCGUUCUUGAAUAUUGUCAGUGUAAUGAGUAUACUAACAAGGACCUUAAAAUCUUUGAAAAUUCAGUUGUAAUCUUAAGCAGUUUUUAAAGCGAUACAAGUUUUGACACCGACAGUUAUGAGAACAGAAUUUGAACAGAAUCUGUCUUGAAGUAUAGUAUGGUCUUUCUAGGUCACCCAGCUUCAUGUUUAAAAAAUUGUCUUUGUAGCAUUGAUGGUCAGCUUUUUUUUACAGUUUUGAUAAUUGGGAGUGUUCUGGCUUUGGAUGUGAGCAUACCGUAAUUUUUAUUCUCAAACAGCUUUUCUGUCUCAUGUACUUUAUUGUUACCUCUAGUAAAAUCAUUGUAAAGUGAAGCAAAGCUGAAUAAUAAUUUCUUGGGUCCUUGUGAUCUGUGUCAUGUUUAUUGUUGUUUGCAUAUUAUUUUCUGGUAGCCUAAACUGAAAUACUUUUUCUAUUUAAUCAUAUACUCGUUCUCUCGUAUUGAGUGUCGGGACUGACAGAAGCAAGGUUGUGAACUUAUGUGGUGAUGGUUCAGAAUCUCUGAGGUGAGAUAUUGUGGCUUAAGAGCAUAAUCUUGCCUUUGAAACCAUGUUAAUUCCCAUAAAAGCUUUAGCAAACGCCUCUUGAUUCUUAUUUUUUUUUUCGUACUGGAUACCUUGGGAGUGUCUGUGAGUGUGUAUAGAGCCAUUUAGAUUCCUGUUGUUUGAAAUGUUGCUAGCUGUCUUGAGAAUGCAAUGAUAUUCAACUUUCUUUUAUUGUGCGCUUGUGAAGGAUGCUCUUCCUUUUUUAUGAUUUUUUUUCAGUGGUUGAAGUUGAGAAUAGCCUAAAAGAAGUAAGAGCUGUAAAUACGCUUUCAACCUUCUUUUUUGAGGGGAAGGGGAGAUUAUUAGGCUGCCUUUAUAAAGGAAACUGUGUUAAUUGGUAUCGAAUUUUACUACUCGCCGGUCUCCUGCUGAUCAAAGGAUAGGAAUUUUUAAUUUGCGUUGUAUUUAAAUGGUUUUGGUACAUUUUUUCAACUUUGUUCAUUCCUUUUGUAAAAAUUAAAAUCAUUUAUACUUUAUGAGAGAAGCUGAGUAGGAACUUCCUCAAGAAUGUAAUUACUUUUUUUUCUGGACGUUUUAUUCAUCUCUAAGAAAGUGAUUAUCUCAAGUGUGAUUCUCUCCACCUCUCUGUGGCUAUGCGCCUGCAGUUCUGGUUUCCCAGCUUAAGCUUCCUGUAGGCCUUUCUGUCACUCCUUAGCUGGUUUUUCCCUUUUGAGUUUAUCCCCGUUUCUUUCAUUGAGCAGCCUGUCACCAUUAUUCCCAUUCAUGGUUAAGGUGUAAUUCUAAAUGUGAUAACUCUAGCAUUGUUCUUCCUCUUCUAAAGCGAGGUCUGAAAGAGACAUUUGCAGAAGUUAUGUUGUCCCUUCAUUCGUUUGGCAAGCCUUUUAACAUGGACGACUAACUUAUUUCUGAGCUGUAUGCAUAUUUGGUCUUCUAAACUGUUUCAGUCUUUGUCUCUCUCUGUGCUUCUGUGCUUCUGUGCUAUUUAUGUAGUGGAAAUGUUUCCUGUUUCUCAUUGUCUUAAAGAGGGAUUUUUUUGUCCGGCAUUUACAGCUGUGCAAACGAGUUGACCAAAAGAGUUUUCAUGUGGUUACAAUGUACCGAUUGCUCUUGGGAAUUUUUGCAUUGGUUUCCCCUUUGCUUUUCUCUGGUUUUAUGUACAUUUUAUUGUACUAGCCUUUCACGAUUCUACUUACAAACUUUAAAGUGAAAGUUUUUAUGUUCGUAUAAGACUCGGAUUUGCAAGUAGGAAUGAAAAAUCUAAUAGGUAAUUGGCGCAAGUUUUAUUUUUCUAUUAUUUUCUGGUGGACUACUCUACCUUUUUAUAUUUUAAGAGAAUGGCAUAUAUUUUUGGGUAAAAUGUUUUGAAAACUAUCAAGGAAAGAAAUUUUCUCUUAAAAACCGAGAAUGCCACCCAGCAAUCAGAUGGUGCUUUGUUUUUCAUAAUUUCCUGCCUUGCAUUUUUAUGUGUGUCAUUGUUAAGAUUUCAUUGGAUGCUGCGGUCACUGUGCAAACUGCAUAGGAAUGACAGGAUAAGUUUGUGUUAUGCGAUGAAAAGUGUGUCAGUGUACAUUGUACAUGUAAAUAAUAAACGCUCCAUAACAUCAGU
This is a messenger RNA of Aplysia californica (California sea hare), 4506 nucleotides long. Its product is annotated as ras-related protein Rab-18A. Lineage: Eukaryota; Metazoa; Mollusca; Gastropoda; Aplysiida; Aplysiidae. Bases 116 to 727 code for a protein of 203 amino acids. The transcript is spliced from 7 exons. The record is from RefSeq and is a predicted model, not a curated record. Gene Ontology annotation, molecular function: GTP binding; GTPase activity.